This is a messenger RNA of Wyeomyia smithii (pitcher-plant mosquito), 2932 nucleotides long. RefSeq names its product ribonucleoside-diphosphate reductase large subunit (gene RnrL). Lineage: Eukaryota; Metazoa; Arthropoda; Insecta; Diptera; Culicidae. Bases 197 to 2719 code for a protein of 840 amino acids. Gene Ontology annotation, molecular function: ribonucleoside-diphosphate reductase activity, thioredoxin disulfide as acceptor; ATP binding. Gene Ontology annotation, cellular component: ribonucleoside-diphosphate reductase complex. The transcript is spliced from 5 exons. Gene Ontology annotation, biological process: DNA replication; deoxyribonucleotide biosynthetic process. The record is from RefSeq and is a predicted model, not a curated record.
GCGGGAAAACUUGCCAAAUCUUGCCAUUUCUCGCAAGUUUCUGCAAGGCGACAGACCUUUUGUUUCCGAAUUCAUCACAGAGUGUGCAAUUUUUCUUAAAAAAUAAACUAUAUAGUAGAGAAGCUUGUCGAAACUUUGAGACUGUGUUUAUAGAUAGGGUUUACCGUUUGUGUGCUUUAAAUUUUGUAGGACAAAAAUGGUCCACAAAUCGAACAAGAUGUAUGUCUACAAGCGAGACGGUCGCAAGGAAGAGGUCCACCUGGAUAAAAUCACUUCACGAAUUCAAAAGCUUUGCUAUGGACUGAACAUGGACUUCGUCGAUCCGGUGGCCAUCACACUGAAAGUUAUCAACGGAUUGUACUCCGGAGUGACCACCCAGGAGCUGGACAAUUUGGCUGCGGAAACAGCCGCGACUUUAACAACGGAACACGCGGACUAUGCCAUCCUGGCCGCCCGUCUGGCAGUGUCCAAUUUGCACAAGGAAACGAAGAAGCAUUUCUCCGAUGUAAUGCACGAUUUGUACACCAUGGAAAACGAAUAUCUGAAGGAGAAAACUCCUAUGAUCUCGGACUUCCACUACAAGGUUAUAACGGACAACGCCGAUCGGUUGAAUUCGGCAAUAAUCUACGAUCGGGACUUUGGCUACAACUAUUUCGGUUUCAAAACGCUGGAGCGGUCCUAUCUGCUCAAGAUUAAGGGUAAAAUUGUUGAAAGACCACAGCACAUGCUGAUGAGGGUUGCUAUUGGAAUCCACGGCGAAGACAUCGACGCUGCUAUCGAGACGUACAACCUGCUGUCGGAACGCUACUUUACACACGCUUCACCGACUAUGUUCGCAGCGGCUACGCGCCGUCCACAGUUGUCAUCCUGUUUUCUGCUGACGAUGAGCGACGACAGCAUCGAAGGAAUUUACGACACGUUGAAGCAAUGUGCACUGAUCUCUAAGUCGGCUGGUGGAAUUGGGCUAAACGUGCACUGCAUUAGAGCGAAGGGUACUUACAUCGCAGGAACCAACGGAAUUUCCAACGGACUGAUUCCGAUGCUCAGAGUCUAUAAUAAUACGGCAAAAUAUGUCGAUCAGGGUGGCAACAAGCGACCGGGUGCGUUUGCCAUCUAUUUGGAACCAUGGCACGGGGAUGUGUUCGAGUUUCUUGAUCUGAAAAAGAAUACUGGCGCAGAAGAUGUGCGAGCGAGAGACAUGUUCUACGCGUUGUGGAUUCCGGAUUUGUUCAUGAAGCGGGUGGAAGCGAAUGAGGAAUGGAGUCUUAUGUGUCCCCAUGAAUGUCCUGGACUAGCGGAAACCUGGGGAGAAGAGUUCGAGAAAUUGUACACGAAAUACGAACAGGAAGGUCGUUUCAUUCGUAAAGUAAAGGCACAAGAUUUGUGGUUUGCCAUCAUCGAGUCGCAGGUUGAAACGGGUGUGCCUUACAUGCUCUACAAGGAUUCUUGCAACCGCAAAAGUAACCAGCAAAAUAUUGGUACUAUCAAAUGCUCCAAUCUAUGCACGGAAAUUGUGGAAUUCUCCUCCAAAGAUGAGAUUGCGGUGUGCAACCUUGCCUCGAUUGCGUUGAACAUGUUUGUCAAACCGGACAAGUCCUACGACUUCCAGAAACUGAAAGAAGUGUCCAAAACUGUUACCAAAAAUCUAAACAAAAUUAUCGACAUCAACUAUUAUCCGGUCCCGGAGGCCCAACGAUCCAACAUGCGCCAUCGACCAAUCGGAAUCGGUGUGCAAGGAUUGGCCGAUGCGUGCAUUUUAAUGCGUUAUCCCUAUGACAGCGAGGAGGCACAGUUACUGAACCAGCAAAUAUUCGAGACCAUCUAUUACGGCGCUUUAGAGGCUAGCUGCGAAUUGGCCGAAAAGAAAGGCACAUACGAAACGUACGCCGGAUGUCCAGUCAGCAAAGGAAUUUUACAGUACGACAUGUGGAACAAAGAGCCCACAAGUCUGUGGGAUUGGGCUGCCUUGAAGGAGAAAAUCGCUCAACAUGGUGUGCGAAAUUCACUGCUUCUAGCUCCUAUGCCCACGGCUUCGACGGCACAAAUUCUCGGUAAUAAUGAGUCGUUUGAACCGUACACUUCAAACAUCUACAACCGGAGAGUGCUGUCUGGAGAGUUCCAGAUCGUCAACCACCAUCUUCUGAAGGACCUUACCGAGCUGGACUUGUGGGACGAAGACAUGAAGAACAAAAUAAUCGCUAGCAACGGUUCAAUUCAAAACAUCGAAGAAAUUCCAAAGCACAUUCGUGAGCUCUACAAGACCGUGUGGGAAAUUUCGGUAAAAACCAGCAUCAAAAUGGCUGCCGACCGCGGUGCCUUCAUUGAUCAGUCACAAUCGUUCAACAUUCACGUGGCUGAACCAAACUACGGAAAGCUAACUUCGAUCCACUUUUACGGAUGGAAAAUGGGACUGAAAACAGGAAUGUACUAUUUGCGCACCAAGCCAGCGGCUAGUGCCAUUCAGUUUACCGUAGAUAAAACCAAACUCGCGGAUUCGGUACGCAUCAAUAGUAGUGUUGCGGGAGCUGCCAACACUUCUUUCACAGCGAAAAUGAACGGAACUAGUAGCACUCCUAGGAAAACGAAUGGCGAGGCUGCAACCUCCUCGGCCAACAAUUCUCCACAGAUGAACAGUUCGUUAGCCGACCGUAGCCGUCGGAUGGCUGAGAUGGUAUGUUCGCUGGAGAACAAGGAUGACUGUAUGAUGUGUGGAUCAUAGAUCUCGCUAGUGGUAAAAGGCGUUGACGCCCUCCUCCCUUUAUAGAAGCUUCUGGAUUAUAGUUUUAAGGCUCUUUCAAUUGUAAUAUUUCAGCCUUCAUAUACACACAUGGAUGACACUAAAUAUAUUUUAGGUACUUAACUGGUUAUGUUAGCCUAAUUUUUUUGUCACUGCACUUUGUUCGGAAAAUAAAAACGCGUGUUUUACAGUCGA